GCAAAGGGCCUGCGGUCGUAUGGUCUUGGGUCUUGGUGCGAGCUCGUGAGAAAGCAGUUUCUGGGCCCUGCCCCUAACUUAGGGGGGGACUCACGGUUUUAAAGAAGCCCUCUCUGAGUCUGCCUUCGUCACUCCUCCUUCUAGAGGUUUCUGCACACAUUGCAGGGGGUUCCACUCACAAUCUUAGGGGGCAGAGCCAGCAAGCCCCCCGGGGAUCCCCUGGCCAAACCUACUCCGGGGGCCUCUCAGGGCCUCAUCGAGGAGCACGGGGCCACAGCGAGGGGACAGGUGUUUAGUUCUGUGUGUUUCUGGAAGGAGCCUGGGAACAGGUGCAUGGUUUUGGAGAAGCUGCUGCCCCCACCCCCACCCCGGCACUGGCUCCCCGGGGAAAGGAGAACUUCCCGGCCGGCCCUGCCCCUGCCCUGCGAGGGCUGCACCCGGAGAACUGAGACAGGAAGUGGGUGGCGGCCGCAGGGAGGGCGGCACCCGUGCAGGCGGUUUACGUGGGAGCCACGAGGACCUUGCCCCACGGCCUCUUCUGGUGGCUUCGAGGGUCAGGACUUGGAGAACCUGGACACGGGACUUGAGCAGAAAGGCCUGGCGAGAAGUUGGAGCUUCUGUGACUUCUGUGCACCGACAGGCCCGCAGCCCCUGUGCCGGCGAGGCCCCGGCUGAGACUGGUGUUCGAAGAUGCCGAGUCGGAAGUUCGCCGACGGGGAGGUGGUACGGGGUCGCUGGCCCGGGAGCUCGCUUUACUACGAAGUUGAAAUUCUGAGCCAUGACAGCGGCUCCCAGCUCUACACCGUGAAGUACAAGGACGGGACGGAACUCGAGCUGAAGGAGAGUGACAUCAAGCCCUUGACUUCCUUCAGGCAAAGGAAGAGCGGCUCAGCCUCCAGCUCUCCCUCCAGACGCCGAGGGAGUAGGUCCAGGUCCCGCUCCCGAUCCCCGGGCCGACCUCCCCGAAGCUCCCGCCGAUCCGCCUCUGCCUCGCACCAGGCCGACAUUAAGGAGAUGAGGAAGGAAGUGUUGGAAGUGAAGUUGACCCCGCUCGUGCUGAAGCCAUUUGGAAAUAGCAUCAGCAGAUACAACGGGGAGACUGAGCGCACCGAGAGGGGUGGCAUGCCUCACAGACACGCUGAGGAAAAAUUCCAUCUGUCAGAGGAACGUAGUUAUGCAUCUACACAGUAUAGCCUGCGUCCUAGAAGAGAAGAGAUGCAAGCAAUGGACUCAAAGCAAGAAAACAUUGUUACGACGACAAGAUCUGCGUCGCUGAAAACCUCUCAAGCUCCAGCCACGCAGACCAAGGACCUGGAGUUUGGGGGAGUCCCUGGCGUGCUUCUCAUCAUGCUGGGACUGCCCGCCUGCCUCUGCCUGUUGCUGUUGAUGUGUAAACAGAAGGAGCCCAGUCUUCUGAACUUCCCGCCUCCGUUGCCGGCCUGGCAGGAUUUGUGGGAAACCAGAGUGUUUGGGGUCUACAUCCUCUGGUUUUUAAUGCAGGCUCUGUUCUACCUGCUGCCGGUCGGGAAGGUUGUGGAAGGAAUGCCCCUUGCUGAUGGAAGAAGGCUCAAGUACAGACUCAACGGGUUCUGUGCUCUCCUCCUGACGUCCGCGGUCAUAGGAGCAGCCGUCUUCUGGGGCGCGGACCUGCACUACGUGUACGGCCACUUCCUUCAGUUCGCACUGGCCGCUGCCGCCUUCUCCCUGGGCCUGAGUGUCUACCUGGCGGUGCGGGCGGCGGGGGCACCUCCCGGUGCCCUGGCCCCCUCCAGCUCCGGAAAUGCCAUCUAUGAUUUCUUCAUCGGCCGUGAAUUGAAUCCUCGGAUCGGUACUUUUGACCUCAAAUACUUUUGUGAAUUGCGCCCUGGAUUGAUUGGAUGGGUGGUGGUGAACCUGGCGAUGCUUCUGGCUGAGAUGAGGCUGCAGAACCGAGCUGCCCCGUCCUUAGCGAUGACUCUGGUUAACAGUUUCCAGCUCUUGUAUGUGGUGGACGCGCUCUGGAACGAGGAAGCACUGUUGACAACCAUGGACAUCACCCACGACGGGUUUGGGUUCAUGCUGGCGUUCGGAGACCUGGUGUGGGUUCCCUUCAUCUACAGCUUCCAAGCCUUUUAUCUGGUCGGCCACCCAAAUGAAGUGUCUUGGCCGAUGGCCUCUCUCAUCAUCGCCCUGAAACUUUGUGGAUACGUAAUCUUCCGAUGUGCAAAUUCUCAGAAAAACGCAUUCCGGAAAAAUCCCGCUGAUCCAAAGCUUGCACAUUUGAAAACCAUUCACACCUCGACGGGCAAAGAUCUUCUGGUUUCUGGAUGGUGGGGCUUUGUUCGCCACCCCAAUUACUUGGGUGACCUCCUCAUGGCCCUGGCGUGGUCCCUCCCCUGUGGUUUCGGUCACGCUCUGCCGUACUUCUACGUCGCCUACUUCACCGUGCUGCUGGUGCACCGGGAGGCCCGCGACGAGCGCCACUGCCGCAGGCGGUACGGCCUGGCGUGGGAGCAGUACUGCCGGCGGGUGCCCUACCGUAUCCUGCCCCGCGUGUACUAGCCGCCCACGCGCCUGCCCCGCGGCUUCCCCGGGAGACCAAGAGAAGGCUCCGGAGCGAAUCUUCAUCUGUCGCACCGACGGGGUCUUACUUUUCUUUCUGAGUCCGGACCGGGGGGCCCGGUGGUCUUUUAACGCAGCCACGCCUGCGGCCACUCGGUCCUGACGCCGGACGGAGGACAAGGGGGAUCGUUGGGAUUUGCUUUGUGCCGGGAGACGGGCCGUCCUUGAAGAUGCACUGAGACAAUCCCGGUGACGUCUGUGGGUCUCCAGGACUUUCCAGCUGUGACUGUUUCUUUCUGUCCUCGUGUUUCCUAAGUGACACCAGCCGCCCCGUGGAGCCUCGUCCACAUCUCGUGAAGAGAACUCGCGUCCGCUUGCUUCCGAAGUAAAUCAUUCGUGGGCGACGGGGUUUGAAAGAGGACUCGGGUCCCGUGUCCGCUGCCGUGAGCGGGGACCCGGUGCUCUCUGUGAGCGGGGACGGGGCCGUUCGCAGGGGCAGAUGAAGGGAGACCCUCAGCAGUUCGCUUACCCUCCGCUUCUGGAACUGCGCCGGAAAGUGUAAGUACACAGAUUUUAUGUAAUAUAUGGGGACUGCGGGUCUUUCUGUACAGUAUUUUGAAUGUGAAAUAAGCGUUAGGACUAAGGAUCUUUUUAACGAAAACGUUUGCAGUAUUUUAAAUUAAAUUUUAUAAAGUCAUACCUGUCGAUUAAAAAUUGUGAAACCAUUAGAAUUCACUUGACGUUGUCUAAAAGAUGCUGGUAAGACCCGGGAGGGGUGUUUUCCUUAACCCAAAGCUGGCGGAUUUGGCUUUGCUACCUCACGCGCAGGUGUCCGUUUUGCCUUUAUAAACUGUUGCAGAUAGAAAAAAAAAAUAGAAUAUAUAUUUUUGGAGUCACAGCACUAUUUAAACAUUUUUACACAGAUUGGUUUUUGAAAACUUGCCAUUUCGGGCUAAUAUUUUUGUACGUUUUUGACUUUUUUAAGAUAAAACCGUGAUUUUGCUCCGGGUGAGGCCACGCUGUUUAUACUGUAGCUCGUACGUCCCUUGUCUUCACCAACGCUCCUCCCCGUGACGGGGGGCGGCGCUCCUCUUUAGAAGCCUGUUGAUCUACAGAUAAUUGAAGGGAAGAGUCUAUUUUGUUCAGUCAUUGGUCCGUUUUAGUUUUUUGUUUAACGGGGGUGCGCGGGGCAGCCGUAGCUGUGAAGUUCUAGUCGAUGUAGUCUCCUAAUUGAUUGUCCUGUAACGGACCAGUAGCAGAUUCACUAAAAGAUUGUAUUUAAAUUGUUCUCGGGAUCUUAACUGUGGGGGAUCGAACGGAGCGUCUGGGGCGUCGAUGCAUCUUGUAGACGAGACACGGGUCCGCGGUGUUGUCCUGCGCUGCCGUGGGCGCCGUGUGUGACUUUGCUCCGCGAACGUGGUGGUGAGCCGGCGGCCUCUGGCACCCUCGCCCGCACCCCGUGGUCUUCGCGUCUUCCACGCUGAUGGAAGCAAGCAGCUUUUCUCCUGCGUCGGGAAGAGUGUCCCAUCGUGUCCUCGAGUCACCAACGAAGCUUUGGGGGAGGAGGGAGGAGGUCUAGUUCUUUCUCUGGUAAUGUGAAAAGAGCCUUUACCAACAUAGUGCUGCAGUUUCUGGAUAUCAGCUAUGAUUUGUUUUUAGUUGUUUUUGACAUGUUUGUUUGACAAGUUUUAUAAUGAAGUUUGAAGUUGGAAAUAAAGUUGAAAAUAAAAAAGAUGCUGGCC
This is a messenger RNA of Felis catus (domestic cat), 4283 nucleotides long. It is a transcript of the gene LBR, whose product is annotated as lamin B receptor. The transcript is spliced from 14 exons. Bases 691 to 2541 code for a protein of 616 amino acids. NCBI's taxonomy places the organism in Eukaryota, Metazoa, Chordata, Mammalia, Carnivora, Felidae. Gene Ontology annotation, biological process: sterol biosynthetic process. Gene Ontology annotation, molecular function: oxidoreductase activity, acting on the CH-CH group of donors, NAD or NADP as acceptor. The record is from RefSeq and is a predicted model, not a curated record. Gene Ontology annotation, cellular component: nuclear inner membrane.